Messenger RNA from Stegastes partitus (bicolor damselfish), 4577 nucleotides. RefSeq names its product carnitine palmitoyltransferase 1Ab (liver) (gene cpt1ab). The transcript is spliced from 20 exons. Gene Ontology annotation, biological process: carnitine metabolic process; fatty acid metabolic process. The record is from RefSeq and is a predicted model, not a curated record. Gene Ontology annotation, cellular component: mitochondrion. Gene Ontology annotation, molecular function: carnitine O-palmitoyltransferase activity. NCBI's taxonomy places the organism in Eukaryota, Metazoa, Chordata, Actinopteri, Pomacentridae. The coding region runs from base 353 to 2671 and encodes 772 amino acids.
ACUUCUUAAACUAAAGCAGAGCGAGCGCGUCUUCCGUCUGCCUCCGGUGUAGAAGUUUUAAAGUGUUGACGAGACAGACGUCACAGCCUCUCCUGCAGCAGCAGCACCACCACCAGCCUCCUCGAGGUGGCGCUGUUGCCACCACGACUCGUCGUCUGCUGGUUGUAGGCCACCAAAAAGUAGAGAACCGUGACGUUGCAGAAAGGGGGCAGUCCGUGGUCAGAAGUCUGCGCUCCCAUUCAUGCGGAGUGUCUAAACGCCAGCAGUCCGCGCCGACAUCCUCGUCAAAACACCAAACUCUGCUCGCUCCGGCUGACAGAAAGCGUCGUGACCCUGCACAGUCGCAGCCACCAUGGCAGAAGCUCACCAGGCGGUGGCCUUUCAGUUCACUGUCACCCCUGAUGGCAUCGACCUCCAGUUGUGCCACGAGGCUCUACGCCAGAUCUACCUUUCCGGCCUUCACUCCUGGAAGAAAAGGUUCAUUCGCUUUAAGAAUGGGGUAAUGACUGGUGUGUACCCGGGCAGCCCGGCCGGCUUCAUGGUAGUGGUGGUGUCCUACAUGUCAUACAAUAAAUAUAGAGAGCUGGAUCCAUCUCUUGGGCUGAUUGCCAAGCUGGGACAACACAUACCCAUCAGUCGAUACAUGUCCACAGACAGCCAGAAGAUUGUUGGAGGAGUUCUGGUGGGCACAGGCCUGUGGGUCACCAUUAUCAUGAUCAUGAGGAAUGUCCUGAAGUCGCUGCUGUCGUGGCACGGCUGGAUGCAUGCACGCCACGGCUCCGUGUCGUGGUCGACUCGUGUGUGGAUGUUGCUAGUGAAGGUGUUCUCUGGCAGGAAGCCAAUGCUCUACAGUUUCCAGAACUCCCUGCCUCGACUACCUGUUCCCUCUGUCAAGGACACCUGCAGAAGGUACCUGGAGUCGGUGCGCCCACUGAUGGACGACGAGCAGUUUGAAAGGAUGAAGGGCUUGGCUAAAGACUUUGAAAAGAAUCUGGGACCAAGGCUGCAGUGGUACCUCAAACUCAAGUCCUGGUGGGCAUCCAACUAUGUCAGCGACUGGUGGGAAGAGUAUAUCUACCUGAGAGGCCGUGGACCCAUCAUGGUCAACAGCAACUACUAUGCCAUGGAUUUCCUGUACGUGUUCCCUACCUCCAUCCAGGCUGCCAGGGCAGGUAAUGCCAUCCAUGCUAUCAUGGUCUACAGGAGGAAACUGGACAGAGCUCAGAUCAAACCAAUUUACUUGCUGGCGAACAAGGUUCCUCUGUGUUCGGCUCAGUGGGAGCGAAUGUUUAACACCUCACGUGUCCCUGGUGUGGAGACAGACACCCUUCAGCACAUGAACGAGAGCAAACACAUAGCCGUGUACCACAAGGGCCGCUACUACAAGGUGUGGAUGUUCUACGAUGGCCGGCUGCUGUUGCCACGGGAGAUAGAGCAGCAGAUGGAGAGGAUUUUGGCCGACACGUCGGAGCCCUCGCCGGGAGAGGAGAAGCUCGCCGCGCUUACUGCAGGGGAAAGGACCCCUUGGGCAAAGGCCCGUGAGACGUACUUCUGCCGUGGCAAGAACAAGCUCUCUCUGGAUGCCAUCGAGAAGGCAGCCUUCGUCGUAACCCUCGAUGACACCGAGCAGCGCUACGACGAAGCCAACCAAGUCAAGUCUCUGGACAGUUACGCCAAGUCCCUCCUCCAUGGGAAAUGCUACGACAGGUGGUUUGAUAAGUCCUUCAAUCUGAUCGUGUUCAAAAAUGGCACCAUGGGACUGAAUGCGGAGCAUUCCUGGGCAGAUGCCCCAAUUGUUGGCCAUCUGUGGGAGCACGUUCUCUCCAUGGACCCUCUGAAGCUGGGAUAUAAUGACGACGGUCACUGCCGUGGAGCCCCUCAUCCCAACCUGCCUGGUCCUCAGAGGCUGCAGUGGGAGAUCCCUGCUGAGUGCCAGGAGGUCAUCGAGGCCUCUCUGACAGUGGCCAGGACUUUGGCAGAUGACGUGGACAGUCACAUUUUCCCCUUCAGCGACUUUGGAAAGGGGCUGAUUAAGAAGUGCCGCACCAGUCCUGAUGCCUUCAUCCAGAUCGCCCUGCAGCUGGCCCAUUACAGAGACAAAGGAAAGUUCUGCCUGACCUACGAAGCCUCCAUGACCCGCUUGUUCCGUGAGGGUCGAACAGAAACCGUGCGCUCCUGCACCAUCGAGACUUGUGCCUUCGUUCGCGCCAUGAUCAGAGAUGAAACCAGAGAGGAGCGUCUCAAGCUGCUCAAACAGGCGGCAGAGAAACACCAAAACAUGUAUCGCUUGGCAAUGACCGGAGACGGCAUCGACCGCCACCUCUUCUGCCUCUACGUGGUGUCCAAAUAUCUGGGAGAGGACUCAGCCUUCCUGAAGGAGGUCCUGUCUGAGCCGUGGAGGCUGUCCACCAGCCAGACUCCUCUGCAGCAGGUCGAGCUGUUCGACCUGGUCAGACACCCAGAAUACGUGUCCUCCGGAGGUGGAUUCGGUCCAGUGGCUGAUGAUGGUUAUGGUGUCUCCUACAUCAUCGUUGGGGAGAACCUCAUCAACUUCCACAUCUCCAGCAAACACUCAAGUCCAGAAACUGACUCCCAUCGUUUUGGCGGCAACAUCAGACAGUCCAUGUUGGACAUUCUGGAUCUCUUCCAGCUCGACAAGAAAGACAAGUGAUGGUCCUGCUUAUUGGUGGAUAAACAUAAGAAACUGUUUUAGUAAAGCAUAUAUUCUUCCUGAAGCUUGUACAGAAUCAACCGUUGGAUUUUGGGGUUUUAUUUUUAAGUUAAUUGAUGUUACAGAAAUAAGAAUGAUUGAAAGGUGUUUGGAAACAUUGCUGUCGAUACGUUUGUCAGGCGCUUACGUGUACUGUAUGUUUAGGCAAGGCGAGAGUCCGGUGGUGUUGGUUACAGGUAGUGCACAGAUCAAAGUUUUUAUUCACAGGACUGUAUGCAUCGGUGCCUUAGUGACCCACUAAUGUAAAAAAAACAAAAACAACACAAAAAAAAAAAGGGCAGAAAGGGAGGAAAGGGUUUGGGAUCAAGUGUGUGUCAGCACAGUGGAAGACAUUUCAGCUGAAGGUUUGUUCAGUAGCAUCAUCUGAUAUUUGAAUCAUGUUUUAAGUUGUGAGAUGGUGCAAUAUUUUUACUUUGUUAGGUUCUGUCCUCAUCCUUUAUCGCCUCCGACCGCAGCUCCAGAGUCACAUGUAACUGAGCAAAGCAGCAAACUUGAUGUUAAAUAUUAUCGACGAAUUGCAUGUUGCAGAGUGUCCGUUGAUUUCACAUGGAUUCUGUCGGCUGCCGAGCUGCAUCCCGUAAAACUUACACUUGAAGACAGUUUGUGUGUAACAACCAAGAAUGAUAAAUAUCCAGCUUCGAUUUGAAAGGCGACCCUGCGUCGGGGAGUCGUUUGCUACUGUCCAAUCAAAGGAUCUCCAUUGCCUUUCUGAUUCAAGUGCACAGCCGGCGUCGUGUUUGUUCAAUUUUUAGCUGCUAUGAUUUUACGAUGUAGCGACGAAGGCAGAUGACAGAUGUGUGUGUGCCUGUGUGUGUGUGUGUGUGUGUGUCGUUUUCAUACUCAGGUUUUCGCUAACUUGGCCUGGUAUCGUAGGGUGCUGGCUGCAGCAUUGAAAAAAUUAGCGCUUAUGCUGGCAUGUACAUGUGCAACAGUAGACGAAGUUGAAAUGCAGUAACAAUGCCAUGUGACCCCAAUGAGCUGGUGGGUUGUUAGCAUGACGUUUGCCGUGGACGUGACGACUGGCUGGACGGGGUGUGUGUCUGGGGUAGUAGUGUGUUUUCUGUUUGUUGAAUUAAAAAAAUAAUAAUACAAAAAAAAUAAAUAUAGCUACGUAAGCGCUGUUGUGCACUCCAUGACUGGCCCUAUAGUUCAAACUAACGUGUUCAUAACUACCUUGGUAGCCUUUGUGUCACAUCGAGAUGAAUUGUAAACAUUUGUGAGCAGCCUGUCGGGUUGCCGGUCACAGCGAAGUGGUGUUGCAGCUGUCGUUGCCUAGUCAAGAUGAGGUGCCGUAUCGUGGGUUGUUGGUCUCACCAGUACAGUACGAAAAAAAAAUAAAGAAAUCAUUGUUUCUCUUGUAGGUAAGAAGGGCGGUUAUCGAGUGGUGGUCAUGCGUAGGAAUGCUUUUUUUUUUUAAUGUAUAUGUUGUCAUCAUAUUUAUUUUUUCUCUGGAUUUUAACCGAUUUAUUCACACACAGCGUUGCAUAUUUACCGGCUGAAUGUGGUUGAAUAAUACGCACUACGUUAAAGCUUUGCUAAUUUAAAACGGACAAAAGAUGCUUCCUUCUUCUCUCUUCUUCUUUCUUUUUUUUUUUUUGUUUCCUUUGGACUUGACAGUUUUGUUUUCACAGACUUCUCUGCCAGUACGUUGUAGUUGUAUGACUUUUUAUCUCGGUAGACCUCAUGUUUACACUGCUGCAUGUUGUUUUAUUUGUUUUUGAAGAUGAAGCUGUAUAUGUUUGCCUUUAAUUUAAAGAUGUGUAAAAAAAACAAACAAAAAAAAGACAAGCAGCUGAUAUACCAAACCAAGUUUUAACAAUAAAGUGAAUGUCAUACAGCUGCGUCA